UCGUGUGAACGCGCGCGCGAACGAGGGUGGUUUUUCGAUAAACCAUUAACACGUAACUAUUUUCAUCGAAUGGUAUUAAAUUUUUAGCCGUGCUCGUACGAAAUACACGUAGAAAGAGUGAAUUGUGGUAAAGUGAAGUGACGCUCUUGCUGCUGGAAUAUCGAGCGUCGCGGUGGCCGCUACGAGUUCUCUCGGAAGCCCAAACGGAAAUCUCUCACGAUAAUGGCGUACUUUCCGACGAUCCGUGUUUUUUUUUCACGAAGUCGCAUCAAUUCGCUUUCAAUAUUAUAAUACGCUUGUAUUUCUGUUUUCCGCGCAUUCGCGUUCUGUCGAUAUCAAUGGGAAAUAUUUGAAGAUAAAAAAAGCGUUCGAAAUAAUUGUGAGAACUUUCUAUAGCCGUCUUGCCAGUUUCUUUCUGUUCACCCUUGUAAUGUAUACUUAAUGUGUAUUUUAGUUCAUUUUCUAAUGAGAACGAGAAUAUUCUUUAAUACGUUUUAGUGCCGCUGUCAGUGCUUCAGGCAAAAAAGACGUGGAUCAACAAUGGGCACGUUAAUGACUAUAAAAGAGACUAUACGGUAUCCUCUUAAGCCUGAAAUAGAGGCGAAGAGUCCUGCGGCGUAGACAUGGACUCGUACGAUCUGUUUGGUGAAGAUGUUAGUGGCUCGAUGCUUGAUGCUCUUCCUGAUCUUGGGGGGAACGAUCAUUUUGACCCUACAGGCACGAAUAAUUCUGUGGUAGUAUCUAGAGAUGGUUCAAAUCCUGGCGUUAAUGGAGGAGGGAGUUACAUUAGUCAAUCUUUUAUAUCUCAAGAAUCUCCACUUCAAAAAUUAAGUACAUUCGGUGGAUCUGAAUUUGGAAGUUCUAAUCAAUUGCAAAAUCCAUCACAGCGCAACAUGUUUAAUCAAAAUCUUGGAACAUUUGAUAGUAGUGCACCACAGCGUGCUAUGGUGCCAGGAGCAUUUCAAAAUCAAGCUCGAAAUAUGGCACCGCAACAUAGAGGGCCUCAUCCUGGGAGUGGGGGACAGUAUCCUAAUUAUAAUGAUAAUAUGUAUUCAAUGGAGCAGCAACAUUCAAUGACAAGAGCAAAUAUGUCUAUGGAUCCAAGUAUGCAAGGUUGGCCAAGUAGUAGUGGUGCAUAUCCACAAAUGCAGAGACAUUAUAAUCAGAUGGCGCCACAACCUGGUACUUAUAGACAGCAUAUGCCUCCACAGUAUUCUCAUCAACAAGACCAAAGUGGAGUUAUGAAUCAAAAAUUACAGCAACAGCAACAUUUUGGCAAUCAGCAAGGCAUGAUAGGAAAUAUGGGUGUACCGCAUCAAGCAAUACAAGCUGGUGGAACAGGUAGUGUGUAUCAACAUAUGGUUGGGCAACAACAACAUUACCAGCAAGGAAACUCUGUAACAAUGUAUCAAACAUCUCCUGGCUAUCCAGGUUUUGCCUCGGCCAUCCAUCAACAACAACAGCAGCAGCAGCAACAACAAGCACAGCAACCACCGCAAAGAAUGCCACAUCAUCAUCCAUCUCAUCCAAGUCAUCAGGCACAUCCUUCACACCCUCAACAAUAUCCGCAACACUCACCGCAUCCAAAUACACAACAGCAGCAGCAACAACAGCAGCAACAACAGCAGCAGCAGCAGCAGCAGCAGCAACAACAACAACAACAAAUAGAUCCUCAAUAUUCUCAUCAUGCGACUUCAAUGUUUAAUCAACCGCAACAUUCUGGAACAACAACUCAGUUUGGCACAGCUAAACAUGCCACAAGUCCGCAAUAUCGUGCGACUUUCCCGCAAUUGUCACCUCAGAUGUCACCUAGGCCACAGAUGUCGCCACGGCCACCAGCAGUGCAACAACAAAUGUCUCCUAGACCAAUUAUGUCACCGGCUAAACCUAAUACAUUAUCUCCGCAUCCACACGUUCAACUUCCACUUCAACAACCAACUCAAUCUGGUACAAUAUCUGUGUCACCUUGUCCUCCAAGUUCAAUACAAAUAAAUCCAUCAUCGCAACAAACUACCCUUCAAGCUUUGGAGCAAAUGGUAAUACCAGGCGUUGCUGCGUCAAAUUCAAAUGUUCCGAACCAAGACUAUAAUCAAUUUCAGGCACGCCCAACAAUGCCCCAAGCGCCAAAUGUUUUAUCUCAGUCUACCGCACAAAAUUCUAUGCCACCUAUCACAGGUCCUAGAAUGCCAAUGCCUGCUCAGUGGUCGCAUCCACAACAGCAACAGCCUCAAAUAAGGCCAAGUCUGAACGAAGAUAGAAGCAUAGUAGAAACUCAACCACCGGUAUCCGAACAAAGCACACCAAUGUUUUCUGUAACUGGAACAGAAACUAUUCAUAGCGUUGCAGAAACUACAACUAGAGAUUCUGCAGAUCCAAUUCAUAACCCGAUCGAACCUUCUAAAUCUGAAAACGAAGCGUUACAUCAAAAUGUUCAGGAUCAGCAGCAAGAUGUGUUGAAUCAACAAACUGAUACUUUAAUGCAAAAUAAUUCGCAAAAUAAUUCACCUUUGGAACAUUCAUCCGGAAGUAUCUCUCAGAUAGAAACUGUACAGUCUGUACCGGCAUCUAGUACAAAUGGAAAUGUUGAUUGUUCAAAUUUAGCGACAUUGUCUCAGCAACCACAGAUGUCAACUCAGAUUCAAAAUCCUGUUUCUACUAUUGAAAGCCAAAAUCCGUGUGAUACAAAACAACAUGAUCCACAUUUAGAGAUGAAUUCAGUAAAUCGUCCACCAGCUAAUAAUAAUGCAACUGCACAUCCUCAACCCGCAGUUAGUAGUCAGGCAACACAGCAACAGCCUAUUAAUUGUCCACAGCAACAAGUACAACAAAUUCAUAUAAAUCAAUCUCAGGUAGUACCGACGCAACAAUCUCCGAUACAGUCUCAACAGUCAUUGCAAUCUUCACAACCAUCGCAAAUAAAUCAAGUACAACCUCAAAUAGGUCAAGCACCACCGCCUCAACAACAAAUCAAUCAACAGUUACAGCAAAUGAAUACUCCUCAACAAAUUCCAAUUGUCCAAUCUCAACAAACUGCAUUAAAUCAAACGCAACAGCCGCAGACGCAAAUUUCUCAAUCCCAGUUGUCACAGCCACCGCCUCCUCAGUCAGCCCCACCUUGUGUAACGCAAGUUCAGACAACACAGCAAUCUCAACCACAUAUGACCCCGCAAGUUGGUAUAAUGCCUCAAAAUUCACCAUUGAUUUCGUCUCAAAUGCCACAUCAACCACAGUUACAAUCUUCCAUACAAAAUCCAACUCCGCAAUUGCAAAACCAAACUAAUCAAGUUCCACCUACGCAUUUAAAUGGUCAACAAAUAGCUACGGUUAAUCAAACCAGUGCUAUGGUACUACCUUCUCAUCAAACUGCAGUGUCAGUGCCAAAUUCACAACCUCCUCAUCAAGUACAAGCUUUUCCAGAAUAUACAAGUAUCCCAAAAAGUACUAUUUAUCCAAAUGACAUGCUCGUGGGUUCUGGUCAACAAUAUCCUCCUAGUGGUGAUAUAAUUAGUGGAAGUACUAUGCCAAAUAUAUAUAAUAUGCCACAAAAUCCAACAUCAACAGCAGUUACGUCUGGUGGUUUUGCUACUUCUUGUACUCCGGUUACGCAUCAUCAGGAAAGAGCCGCGUUGCAACAACAAUUACAAGAAUUGUAUUGUAUGCCUCCAGCCACUGAAAAUCAAGAGAAAAUUGUAGCUUUACAAGAAAAGUUGCAAGCAUUACAACAGCACGAAACUAAUGACCAAUGUAAUGGUGGACCUCAAUGUAUACUUCAAACUCCUAUGUUUACAGCAGCUGUUGUCGAUAGUCCACAGGUUUCCAGCACUACUGGUCGUGGUCGUAGUAAAGGUACACCCAGAACUAAAAAGAGUAGAAAGAAGGCUGAUAAAGAAGCUGUUACUCCUACACCGAUUACUCAGCCACAGCCAGAACAACCGCUAUCAGAUAAUCAAGUAACUCCUGGAGAUAGUAGCAAUAUUGUUGAUAGUGCUGCAGAUUCUGAGGAUAUCAAGCCAUCAUCUGGCGAUAUGGAGGAGGAAUGGAAUAAAGGCAGAAAGUCACGACCUCCUAGAAAACCGCGUAAACCAAAGGAACCAAAAGAGCCAAAAGAGCCAAAGGAACUAAAGGAGCCGAAAGAACCAAAAGAAUCGAAAGUUAAAAAAGAGCCAAAACCUCCGAAAGAAGGGAAGUGUCCUAAAACACCCAGAAAGAGAAAUAAGGAUAAAGAUUCGACAAAACGUAAUAGAAAAAAAGUUAAUCAAUCUGAAUCAGCCGAUGAUGAAGUUAUACAAGAAACAGAAGAGACUACAGUCUCCGAUUCAAGUGCAGUUAAAGAAACAGAUACAAAACCGUCUGAGCCGUCCAUUCAAGGUGAUCCGGAACAAGUAGACUCUUCAACCACUGAACCUUUAGUAAUUGAAACAAAAGAUGAAACUAAACAAAAAGGAGAAUCGGAAGAUGCCUCAACGGAUGAUAAGAAAGAAGAAAAUUCGGAAGCUGCUCCUGUUGCUGAAACUGCUACACCUAAUAAAAAGAAAGCUGCUGCUCGGAAAAGAUCAUCCGUUGGGAAAGUUUCGGCAGGAAAAUCUCCUAGAAGUUCGAAAAAACGUAAAAGUCGAAUUGCACCUGACUCUGAUGGCGAAGAAUUAGCAGCAACGCCUCCGCCAUCGCCCGAAGCUGGAGAUGAUAAUAAAAGACGUUCCGCGAGAAAUACACAUCGCAAAAAAUAUGUUGAUGACGUAAUGCUUAGAUUUUCCGACGACGACGUACCUCUUCAGGAUGCCCAGCUUUCUAAGAAAGUAGAAGGUACAAACGCAACAAAGCCUGUUUCUGUUAAAAAGGAUAACGAAGGUGGUGAAGUUGGGCCUAACAAGCCUAACUUUGUAUAUAUAAAUACAACGGAUGAAGAUUCUAUGGUUGUGCAACACAUAUUAUGCUCUCGUAUGGGAAAAAGGGAAAUGAAAUCAACAAUUCCAGAAGUAAAAGUGGAAUCGUCUGUUGAAAAAGAUGAACAUACUUCGAACGCAGCAUCCGAUACCAAGGAUAACAAGGAAGAAGAUCAAACGAAGGAGGAAACGAUCGAGAAACAAUCAGUCUCGGAUACAGAAAAUAAAGAUUUAAAAGAUACCGACGUGUCUGAAGAUAAAAAAAGUAACGAUGUUGAUAACGCAACAAAAGAUAAGGUCAAACACGACGAAGAGGUUACAGAGUCUAAGCAAGAAAACACAGUGGUAGAAGUAAAACCUCAAAUAAUAGAAGUUGAGGAAUAUUUUGUUAAAUACAGAAAUUUCUCGUAUUUACAUUGCGAAUGGAGAACCGAAGAAGAAUUAUACAAAGGCGAUAAACGAAUUCAAGCGAAAUUGAAAAGAUUCAAACAGAGACAGCAACAGAAUACAAAUAUUUUUGAAAAUACCGAGGAUGACCCGUUCAAUCCAGACUUUGUGGAAGUUGAUAGAGUACUUGAUGAGGCAACACAUACUGAUCCAACGACUGGCGAAACUUUAAAACACUAUUUGGUUAAAUGGCGGUCUCUUCAAUAUGAAGAUUCUACUUGGGAGUUGGAAGAGGAUGUUGACCCAGAAAAGAUAGCUCAGUUUGUGAAAUUUAAUAAAUUGCCGCCGAAAGAUCAGUGGAAGCCAAAAAAGAAACCACCUGCUUCGGCGUGGGUAAAAUUGGAAGAGUCGCCAAUUUAUAAAAGCAGUAACAGUUUACGACCAUAUCAAUUAGAAGGUCUUAAUUGGUUGCUAUUCUCAUGGUAUAACGGGCAUAAUUGCAUCCUUGCGGAUGAAAUGGGUUUGGGCAAGACCAUCCAGUCUUUAACAUUUGUGGAUGCGGUGUACAAGUACGGAAUUCGUGGACCAUUUUUAAUAAUAGCACCUCUUUCAACCAUUCCAAAUUGGCAACGUGAAUUCGAAAGUUGGACCGACAUGAACGUCGUAGUGUACCAUGGAUCCGCAGCGAGUCGGACUAUGCUUCAAGAAUACGAAGUUUAUUAUAAGAAUGAAAAAGGGCAGCAAAUUAAAGAUUUAAUUAAAUUUAAUGUACUAAUUACUACAUUUGAAAUAAUUAUAACAGAUUUUAAUGAAUUACGAGGAUAUAAUUGGAGGCUUUGUGUUAUAGACGAAGCUCAUAGACUAAAAAAUAGAAAUUGCAAGUUACUUGAAGGUCUUAGGCAAUUGAAUUUAGAGCAUAGAGUGCUUUUAUCUGGUACACCUUUACAAAACAAUGUCAAUGAACUUUUUUCAUUACUAAACUUCCUUGAACCAAUGCAGUUUUCUAGUAGCGAAGCAUUCCUUAAAGAAUUUGGUAAUUUGAGUAGUGAAACUGAAGUUCAUAAAUUACAACUUCUUCUGAAACCAAUGAUGUUACGUCGGCUUAAGGAAGAUGUGGAAAAAUCAUUAGCCCCAAAGGAAGAAACAGUGGUUGAGGUGGAAUUAACGAAUAUACAAAAGAAAUAUUAUCGUGGCAUCCUAGAAAGGAAUUUUUCUUUUCUUGCAAAGGGAACCACAUCAGCUAACAUUCCGAAUCUCAUGAAUACAAUGAUGGAAUUAAGGAAGUGCUGUAUUCAUCCAUUCCUACUUAAUGGCGCAGAAGAUCAAAUACAAUUAGAUUACAAAACUGGCGAAAAGGAAGAUUCAGAAGCUUACUAUCACGCACUGGUAAACAGUUCUGGAAAAAUGGUUUUGAUCGAUAAAUUAUUGCCGAAGCUUAAAGCUAGUGGACACAGAGUAUUAAUAUUUAGUCAGAUGGUGAAAUGUUUAGAUUUGUUGGAAGACUAUCUCUUAUACAAAAAGUAUCCGUAUGAAAGAAUCGAUGGUCGUAUUCGAGGAAAUUUGAGACAAGCCGCGAUUGACCGUUAUAGUAAACCUGACUCUGAUAGAUUUGUUUUUCUUCUUUGUACCAAAGCUGGUGGUCUUGGUAUUAAUCUUACAGCGGCGGAUACUGUUAUUAUAUAUGACAGCGAUUGGAAUCCACAGAAUGAUUUACAGGCUCAAGCGCGAUGCCAUAGAAUUGGUCAGCAAAAGAUGGUGAAAGUAUAUCGAUUGCUUUGCCGCAAUACUUACGAAAGAGAAAUGUUCGAUAAAGCUUCUUUGAAGCUCGGAUUGGAUAAAGCUAUUUUACAAUCGAUGAAUACGAGUCAAGGAGGUAAAGAUCCCAGCAACAAACAACUGACCAAAAAAGAAAUAGAAGAUCUAUUAAAAAAGGGCGCAUAUGGUGCUAUUAUGGACGAUGACAAUGCUGGAGAUAAGUUUUGCGAAGAAGAUAUAGAACAAAUACUUGAACGAAGGACGCAAAUCAUAACGAUAGAAGCGGAAAAAGGGUCUACGUUCUCGAAAGCCAGCUUUGCAUGUUCAUCCAAUAGAACUGAUAUUAAUAUUGACGAUCCAGAUUUUUGGAAAAAGUGGGCAAAAAAAGCGGAAAUUGAUACGACCGAGAAAAAGGAAGAGGACGAAUUAGUAAUAUCGGAGCCGAGGCGAAGGACACAAAUUAAACGAUACGGUCACGAUGAAUCCGUCGUCAUGUCAGAUCUGGACAGUUCGGAGGAUAAUAGCGAUGAUGAAACAAGUAGUGGGUUAACAGGUAGAGGUAAAAAACGAAGAGACAAAUUUGGUAAGAAGACACGGAAGUUCUGCGACGAAUAUGUUCCCCGUGAGGGUGAAGUGGUGUAUGGCAGCUGGGCACGAAGUGAAUGCUUCAAGGUUGAACGUGGUUUGCUAACGUUUGGUUGGGGCCGAUGGGAAGAGAUCCUUCAACACAGCCAAUUCCGUCGAGGAUGGCGUGAAGUCGACGUCGAGGAUUGUGCACGAGUCAUUUUACUUUAUUGCCUUCGUUAUUACCGUGGCGAUGAAAAGAUUCGUAACUUUAUUUGGGAUCAUAUUACACCUAUAGAAAAUGGUGAAAAAAUCAAGAACGUGUGUAUUAAUGCUAGCGGAAGGAAUAGUAGACAAAAGAAAAAAGGUCGAGUCAGAGAGGGUAGAGAAACACGUGGAUCGAUCAUCAACGGUGGUCCGAGUGAUCCUAAUCAUUGGAGCAAUGCCGAAAAGUACGACGGAGACAUAUUUCUCGAAAGUAACUACAGGAAACAUUUAAGCCGCCACGCAAAUAAAGUACUGUUACGCGUCCGAAUGCUUUACUAUAUUAAGCACGAGAUCAUCGGGGAUUUAGUUCAACAUAUUUCUGACGGCGUUCAUGUCAGUGCGUUGCGGAUAAACCCUCCACAGUUGACGGAACGACCAGUGAAAUGGUGGGACUCGCAAGCAGACAAAUCCUUAAUAGUUGGCUGCUACAAACAUGGCUACGAGAAUUACGAGCAGAUGAGGAUUGAUCCCGCUCUUUCUUUCAUUACAAGCUGCCCUCCCCCUUCCCAGUCUCAGAUUAUACGAAAGAACAGCAGCAGCAGAGAUGAUACUAGCUUAGAGAACGACAUGGAAGAUGGGGAAUCACUUGGAAUGAUGAAAGAUCUAAAAGAUUCUGAUAAAUUUAAUCGAGAAACGCCUACUGAUUCACCUGGUAUGUCUAACAAGGCAGAUACACCUAUACCAGAACCUAGCAGCAGCCACGAGGGAAAUGAUGGUCUGCUAGAUGAUGAAAAGACCUGGCCUUCUGUAGUUGACCUUAAUACACGCUUGCGUCGAGUAAUUUCUUCUUAUCAGCGGAGUGUGAAAAAAGAAGACGUAAAAAUAUUACAAAAAUCUAAGACGGGAAUGGAAGGCGACACGACUAUAAAUCAUACCACUUCAAUGAACGAGCCGUCUUUAAAUAUGCAAGGAUGGGACUUGCAACAACUUGCUAUGUAUCUUUUGAAAAUGGAAAGAAGGGAGAAAAUGGAAGCCAUGGUUAAAGAAAGGGAACGGACUCGUAUCGAAGAACAAAAAGCAAAAUGGUCCCGCCGUGAGGAGAGUGAAUUUUUACGAGUUGUAUCAACGUACGGUGUUAAUUACGAUAGAAAAAAAGCACAAUACGAUUGGACUAAAUUUAAAAGUAUUGCUAGAUUUGAUAAAAAAACCGAUAAUGACCUUACCGAUUACUACAUGUCUUUUCGAGCAAUGUGCAAGAAAGCAUGUAAUGCUAAGUUGAACGAUGAAGAAGAUUUUUCAGACGUUCCUGUUGAUCACCUCAGCCCAACAAAAGCAAGACAAAUAUUAGAUCGCGUAGAUCUUUUAAGUAAAAUUCGCGAAGAAGUUUUAUCUCAUCCCCAUUUGGAGGAACGACUUUCAUUGUGUCAACCAUCAGAUGACACACCCGAUUGGUGGCAACCUGGAAAGCACGAUAAAGAAUUACUGCUUGGAGCCGCAAAACAUGGCUUAGGGCGUACCGACAUAACUAUCUUGAAUGAUCCAGAUUUUUCAUUUCAUAAACUUUUGAACAAAAAUAUGUACGGUAAUAUUCAAACGUCUAAAAUCAUAGACAAAUCUGAAAAAGCAAUUAAAAUUGAGAAUAGGGAGGAUAUAUUAAAGUUCGAUAAAGAUGAAAUACUUGUAAAAUUGGAGAAGGGCGAAGGGACCUUAAAAAUUGAGAAAGUUGGCGCAAAAAAAGAUAAAGAUGUGAGUACAACGGACAAAAGGGCGGAAAAUGUUGAUUCGGAAAAGAGUCAGGUAGAACUGACGAUCAUUAAGGCUGAAAAUAAAACCGAAGAGAAAUCUAUCAGUAAUGCGUUAACAAUCACAACCAUUGCGAGAAAUACACCUCUGGAUAAAGAACAUGUCACAAAAAUAAAAACCGAAGAGAAAAAUGAAAUUAUAAUAGAAUCGGUCAAAGGUGAAGUUUCGAAAGCUGAACAGGUUACGGGAAUUAACAAAACCGACGAAACGAAAAUAAAUAAUGCGACGGUAAAUGUUGAAGACACUGUAACUACAGAAACGGAGAAAGAAAAUCAAAAUAAGGAGAAAGAUUUACCGAAAGAAAUUGAAAAGGAAACGCAGGAUGAGAAAUCUGACGAGUCUCGUACGCAAAAUACAUCGAACGAGAUGAGUGAACAAAAUUCAACGGAACAGAAAGAUCUUACAGAAACAAUAGAAAAGUUGACAGAAAGUAAUGAAAAUAUCAUUUCCGAGGAUAGCAAAACGAACGUAAAAACUGACCUACCAGCUGUUAAAGAGGAAAUAGAAACUCAAGAAGAAAAAACAAUAGAAAUGUCUAGGGAUAAAGCAAAGGUGUGCAAACUCGAAGAUAAAUGUAGUGUUCAAGCAGCAGAACUUAAAGCAAUGUUUCCUGAUUUGGAAGUUAUUCAACCUUUGUCACGAUUAACACAAAUUGAUACGUUUGUUCUUCGAGACAAAGCGACAGAUUAUAAUGAACCAACGGUUGUGCAUCUUUUGUCACACAAUUCUAACAGUGCUGUAAAAUGGCCAAAGGAACAUGCUAUCGAAGCUCGUUUAAUGCAUAUCGUUCAUGCGAUCGAGCACAAAGAAUGGCCUGUGUCUUUAAACUUUAGCGCCGGUGAUGAAAUAGAUGUUCCCUUAAAUGAAAAAGAAUGUUCAGAAGUUAUAACUAUAACUACAGAUCAUGGAGUAUCGCGGAACACGACGUCUGGCAAUAAUAUGCCGUUAUCGAAGAAACGCAAAAGGCAUAUUGCGAUUGACGUUGAAACUGAAAGGGCGAAACUCCAUGCUCUGUUGAAUAGUAGUCACACAACUACUCAACCACCUACGACUUUAAGUAAGCCUGCAGUAUUGUCUGGAUCCAAUACUUGGGAAAUAAAUGACGAAUCGCCGUCCGAAGAAUCGAGACGCUCAACGCCGGUUCAACCACCUCCAGCUCAUCAACAAGCACGAACACCGAACAUACCUUUUGAUUUAAAGUACACAGUUCCAGGAAAACCGACUGUAAUUCCUGGAACAUCCAGUACUUUAACACCUAUUGACUUAUCUGCUGGAUAUCCGAAACCGAGCACCGAUAAUAGUAAAGAUAUUAUGAAUGAGGUUCAAGACUUUUCAAUGCCAAAUAAAAAUAAACAAAUUAGCAGUAAUAAAGGAAAGUUAGAUAGUAUGUUAGACAAAUUAAUGAAGAGAAAAAGUUGUCCGACGGACGAACCUGUUAUUGGAAAAGAGAAAAAACGUAGAAAGCUUGAUGAGAUAGUAUUAGGAUUGAGUGCAGCAAAAGAGCAACAAAGCACUCACUAUCCUGAACACAAUAAAAAGAGUACAAUUACACCGAAUGUAACUGUUACUCCAACAUCCGCACCAAUGGGUCUUCCUAAUCCUCCAACAAGUACUCAGAAACCAUUUUCUAUUACUGUUACAUCUAUUCCUUCUUCGCGAGCAUCAAGCUCUACUUCUGGAUUACCUCCUCCAUCGUUACAUUCGCACAAAGAUAGCUUCUCUGCUUUAAUUGCUCAAGCGGAGCAACAAAAUCGCGAAUUUAAGAAACAGCAACAUCAACAACAGUCUCAACAGCAGCAACAGCAACAACAACAACAGCAACAGCAACAACAACAACAGCAUCAACAACAAAGUUUCAAUUCAGCACAUUCCUCGUCGUCAAGCAGUCAUAGAAAGAGUCAUUACGAAGCAAUGAUCGCUGACAUUAAUAAAGUUGCUGAAUAUUCAUCAAAAAUUGGAUCCUAUUCACACGAAGCUAAAGUAAACAAAUGGUUAGCCGAACAAACCGCCAUGUCUGAACAGCUGAGUGCGGAAUAUUUAAAUGCACCUAGACGACGACGGCCACGUGUCGAUCCAUCCUUAUUAGAUUGGAAAAAAUUAACGGGUGAAGAAAAUGUUGCUGUAAUUAAUAGAUUAACAGGCAAAAAGGUUACUGGCAGUAAGGCUCCGCAACUGAAACGAUUAGGUCAAUGGUUAAUUGAAAAUCCAAUGUUUGACGUAGAUCCGAAAUGGGCUGAACUUGUGAAAGAACGUGGUAACCUUCCACACGAUUUGCAAAAGAGAUUAUCAGGAAAUGAUAGAAGUAAUGUUAAUAAGGGUAAGAGUCCAGGAAGACCUCCCAUGAUGCCGAGUCCUACUAGUCAGCAAUCAGCAAAUCAAGCCAAUUUGGCAGCUACGUCGAUGGCUUCAGGCCUAAACUUCCCUUCGCUGGGUAAUUUAAACAACUCGCUUCUGUCUGGACUUUCUCUCGGCAACUUUGACCCGAAGAAUAAUCCUCUUCUAAUGCCGUUUGGUAGUUUACCAAAUUUAGGCGCAUUAAGCGGACUGGGCAAUCUUAGUAACCUAAGUAACAUGAGUUUAACAAAUUCUUUAUUCGCAAAUCUUGCUGGACUUGGUUUACCAUCAUUAGCGGGUAUGGAAGCUGCAUUAGGCGCGACCGCGACUAGCACAGCGGCCGACACAAAUCCAGUCGUUAGUUCUGUUAACAGUAAAAACACAGGUUCAACAAAUAUUAGUAGCUCCGGUAAAUCCCGCAGUAAAAUGGAACCACCUACAAGUAAAUCUUCGAUGCCUUCAACGUCAUCAGCAUCGUCUACAAUACCAACAACGACGCCGUUCCCUUUCUUUUUCCCAAAUCCCAGUCUUUUAUACACACCGCUAGGAUUGGGUGGUUUGAAUCCAUUCUCGAUGCAACCCGGUGGAGUAUCAUCGGCCUAUGAAAGUCUUGCCCAGUGUGGUCUUUUAAAUCCACCGACUUCGAGUGCCUCAGCAGUGCGUAAACCUACAUCAUCGGGAAAUAAUUCAAGGCAACGAGACACGAUCACGGAUUCAACAACUAAACGAAAGGAUAGCGAGAAGAAAUCCCGAUAUACUGUCGACCCUGGAAUAACAUUGCAACAAUAUACGGAUAUGACGUUGCAUAACGAGGACAGACGUAGAAUAGAACAUGAAAAAAGAGAUACUAUAGAACAGAACGACAUAGCAGAUCUCUCUGAAAGACGAAUCGAAAGAAAGAACAAAGAACAGGAAAUGAAGGAAGCUCUGGAACAUUUAAGUAGAACCAGUGCAGAACUUUUGACAAGAAAUCUUGAAGAUAUUCAACGAUCGGGUGAAAAAAGAGGCCGUAAUGCGGAUUAUAAUCAGGGUCACGAGCAGCAGCCAUCGAGCAUGCUUGAAGUAACUCUCGAACCUGUUACUAAAAAGUCGAGGAUCGAAAUUGAAGUUAGUGCAAAACCUAUGACAGUCACGCCGGUAACAACUAUAACGUCUGCGGAUGUAUCAACAGUUGAAAUAGAACAAGCAAUUCGAUCGUCGUCUACGGCGGUUAAACAGGCUCCUUUAGAGGAGAAUAUUCCUUUCAACGAAGUAUCUUCAAAUCCUACUAAAAAAGAUAUUAACGAAACGGCUGCUUUAGUAACAACAUCUGUAUCAACAAUCACAGGUACAACUACGCUUACAGCAACACCAACACGUACAUCAACGCCUACACCAAUUCACAUCCCAACUUCUACCCAUACACCGACAUCUACUCCAACACCUACACCAACUCCUACCUCCACAUCCACAUCAUCAAUAUCGACAUCUACACCAAUACUAACGUCUGGUUCUACACCGGUAACGACGGUUUCGGAUGAUGCGACUACAUCGCAGCAAAGCGCUACUAACAGCAAGGGAGAUACGCCAAAGCUUUCAUCGGAAAUGGAAGAAGAUAAUAAAGGCACCAAGGGGAAGAAAGCACGAAGUGGUAAACGGCUAUGCGUAGAACCGCCUCCGGAACGAAAAAAUCUUCGUUCCAGUGCUGGAAGACAGGCAAGAGCAGCGGCGGAACGACAAGCGAGAAUGGAAGGUGAACUACAAUCUGACCAACAACAAGAGACUCAUACAACGAGCGAGUGAAGUGAACGUUUUUAAGUGAGUUCCGAAUAAUGGCUGGGGAUAACGAUAAAAUCUUCUGUUGUUGCGUCUAUUUUUAUUGCAAUAAUUCUGCAAUAUUCGCACAACGAUAUUUCCAGAUAAAUCGUCGAUCGAUAGACAUUUAAAUAAAAUGAUCCAAUGCAUCGACAAUUGUUAGUUAAAAUAAAAGCACAAGUGCAUUCGAAGAACUUGAACAUAAAAAAAAAAAGAAAAACAUUUAUAGAAAUUGAUUUCUCCCAUUUUGUAUGAAAGAAAUGGGACAAGUAAACAAGGGCUCGUGUCAUUAAGCACGUGCACAUUACCAUUACUGUCAGUGUGAAUGUAUAACAUGAAGCUGUUAAGUACGAAGGCUGGCAAUAGUAUUUUAUCACUCGAUAUAUUGUGUGGUAAUUAACUUUUAAUUAUAUAACAUUACAAUAACAAAAUAUAGUUUUGUUAAAUUUAUUAUUCUUUAUGAUCUUUAUUGGUUUUGACGAGGGACUGUUUUAUAUAACUGCUAUCACACUAUUGCGUAGUCGUGCGACAGUUCGCGGAUCAUUCAGGCAUAAAAUAAGAUAUAAUCAUAUUGUAGCAAAAUAACUUUAGUAAUAACUUAAUAAAAAAAAACAGGAACAGUGUAAAUAUUAUAUACAUUAUGCCUAGAGACCUUAAGCGAUCGUGUACUUGGAAAAAUGUAUAUAACACAGUGUACUUUUAAUUACAUUAGGUGAUACAAUAAACAGCUUCUUUUGUUGUUUGCAAAUGCCAACAUUAGAAUCAUUGUUUUGAUAAUUAUGCGCACCUUUGUCAAUGAACAGCCUUACAAAAAAUAAGUUUGUGAAUUGUAGUAAUAGAAACAGUGGAAAGUGUGCAUGGAAGAUAUGGACUAUGAAAACCCAAAAGCAUGAAAAAUUAAAUAUAUAUAUAUAUAUUUUAAAUCAUUAUUUUCAAUUAUUUUUGUCGUAAAUUAUUAAUAAGAAAUUUUAAAUAAAAAAAAUGUUCAUUUCUACUGUAUUCUUUUUGAAGUGAUACAAUUGUUAUGUACCGAUGUUAAGGCACUAACUGAAAAAUACGCUUAUUUAUAAUUAUACUUCGAGGAAUA
Colletes gigas is the source of this 14814-nucleotide messenger RNA. RefSeq names its product chromodomain-helicase-DNA-binding protein 7 (gene kis). The record is from RefSeq and is a predicted model, not a curated record. Lineage: Eukaryota; Metazoa; Arthropoda; Insecta; Hymenoptera; Colletidae. Gene Ontology annotation, molecular function: protein binding; ATP-dependent chromatin remodeler activity; ATP binding. The coding region runs from base 624 to 13715 and encodes 4363 amino acids. The transcript is spliced from 24 exons.